GACUUCCCUUGCAGACAGGCAUUUCCCAGCAGUGUGAUUUUGCAAAUCUGUACUUCCGUGAUUAGUCUCAAAAGUCAUUUAAUAGUAGUGUGCUCUGCUUUGGAAAGGAACACUUCUUUUUAAAAGUGGGCAUACUGACGGGCAGCCUCUGAAAAACUGUAGCCGGAGAAGAACUUCAACUCUUAUGAUGGACACUAGUCUUUUGCUUUCCAUCCUAGCCCUGCUGCACAUUGUGGUCCAGCAAGGAGCAUCUUCAGCUCUACAUCCCCCUAAACUCACUGUCAGACCCAAAUAUGCUGAAUAUUUUGAAGGCGAGAAGGUUAAGUUCAGAUGCUCAGCUUUGAAAAAUAGGACUGUGGAAGAGUAUCGGUUCUUCGAUGGAGAUGGGCAACAAAUCCACAGAAUGCCUCCUGAUCCUUAUCGAGAGGGCAGCAUGGCUUUCAGCGUUCAACUGACCAGCACUGGAAAUUACACCUGUGACUACUGGUUGAAGAAAGAUGAUACAAGGACCAUUUCAGCACCAAGUGACAGCAUCUCCCUGCAUGUAACAGAGGCCCCUGCAGCUCCAUCUCUCUCUUUGGAACCAUUGGGAGACUGGGUCAACUUAGAAUGUACCGUUCCACCUGAAACAAAGGAUGUCAAAGAAUUCCAGUACUCUGGUGGCAGGAUAUGCAUCUCAGCCAUGAUGGUGAAUGGCAGCAGCCACACGCAUGGCGUUAACAUCACAGAACCAAAAGAUAUGGGGAAAUGCCGCUGCCGUUACAUCCUACAACUUGCUGGGAGGAGAGUAGCGUCUAAGUGGAGUAACCCUGUCUCCACGGAUGUUGCAAAACUACAUGUUGGAUGGGAACGGAUGUUGGCUGUCGGAGGCUCCUUCUUCGCCAUCAACGGUCUUAUCUUCUUAAUCUCCCAUUUCUUUUUUUAAGAUUCAGAUCUUCUCUUCAGAUAACCCAAAUAACACAUGAUGCUCUGGCCUGGCUGCUUUUUUUGUCAUCUGGAGUGUCAACCUCUCAAAUCCAUUUCCUAGAAGAACCUGUCUUUAUCUGAAACCACUUUGUGGAGAAAAGGGACAGGAACCCUAUGACCCCUCAUAACAUAAAGGAGGGGAAGCCCAAGUUUUCUGGAGAAUUUGGUUUUUGGCUGAGAUGUUCCUGGUUAUGUUAUAUUUGUAGAUUUUAAGGGCUUCAUAAUGGAAUAGAGAAAAUACUUUUUUCUGUUUCAGGAACAAUCUCAAUGGAAUUGUAAUCUAAUGGGUGAACACUAGGUUUGUGCAUUUCAGAUGAAUUGCUAUCCAUUUCUGCUUGCCAGAUACCAGAAGCCCCCCAUAUCCAUUUUUGCAUGCCUCCCAGAAACGAGCAUACUGCUGAAUGGGCGUUUUUGUUCCGCAUCUUUAAAAAGUGGCUCUUUUCGACCCGUUGGCAGCAAUGGGCAAUUUAUGAGGCUCUGCUUUCUAUUCCUGGGACCCUUUCCUUUCUUCCCUUCAAGGGAGCCUGGGUUUCAGCAGUGGGGUUAAGGAAGCACUCUUCCUGGGAGCCUUUCCUUUCUUCCCUUCAAGGGAGCCUGGGUAUCAGCAAAAGAGUUUAGAAAGCACCCUAUCCAGCCCAUUUUGGGAGGGACUUCCCUCAUGCGCCCCUUCCACAGCCUUCAUUAAGACCUGGAUUUUUAAAAGCAUCAGAGUUAAGAUACCACUCUUUCUGGAUCAUUUCCCUUCUGUUUGUAGAGGCGGAGACCAGGUUUAAUGUUUCUUAAAGCUGUUUCUACCACUACAGGAGAAGCAGGCAUGUGUGCUUUAUCUCCAGCAACAGCAGCACACCUGAUUUCUAAAACAUUUUAAGGAGGAAAGGAAGAACGAUGACUUGGAGCUCAGUGGAGCUAUCCUCCCUGGACUACUUUUAAAAUCCCCUCUCUUUUCUCUAAUGUCUACAAUAUACUUUCUGCUUGGGGUUCUACUACUAAUAAUAAUAAAUAAAUAAUAAUAAAACUUUAUUUAUACCCCGCUACCAUCUCCCCAAGGGACUCGGUGCGGCUUACAUGAUACAACAAUACAAGCAAUACAAGCAAUAACAAGUACAAUACAAAGCAAUUAAAAAAUAAAUCACAUACACAUAUAGCAUAAACAUUAAACAAGGUACAGUGCACAUUUAAAAUCUAGGGCUGGGCCAAAUGUAAAUGAAGUUUAAAAAAUAAUGCUAGGCAUGGACAAGUUACAGGAGAUGGGGCGUUGAUGGAGACAUGCAAGCAGUCCUAAAUCGAUUUUUUACUUCCUUAAAGCUGUUUCUACUUUCUACUCUAGAGGAGAGGUAGACUUCUCUUUUUGUUUGCUGGGAUUUAUUAUUAUUAUUAUUAUUAUUAUUAUUAUUAUUAUUAUUAUUAUUAUCUUUUAGAAGUAUUUUCUGAAGGAGGGAAAGGGAAGGAGAAAAAUAAGGUAAAGGAUGAUUCUCCAAGCCCCCAAACAUGCAAGUGUACAACCCACCUCCCGUCCUUCAGGUCCCCAACUCCUAG
Anolis sagrei ordinatus is the source of this 2502-nucleotide messenger RNA. RefSeq lists its product as uncharacterized. Lineage: Eukaryota; Metazoa; Chordata; Lepidosauria; Squamata; Anolidae. The record is from RefSeq and is a predicted model, not a curated record.